Messenger RNA from Meira miltonrushii, 1620 nucleotides. Its product is annotated as thioredoxin reductase. The coding region runs from base 204 to 1556 and encodes 450 amino acids. The transcript has a single exon. Gene Ontology annotation, molecular function: thioredoxin-disulfide reductase (NADPH) activity. Lineage: Eukaryota; Fungi; Basidiomycota; Exobasidiomycetes; Exobasidiales; Brachybasidiaceae. The record is from RefSeq and is a predicted model, not a curated record. Gene Ontology annotation, biological process: removal of superoxide radicals. Gene Ontology annotation, cellular component: cytoplasm.
AAGUGCCUAUAUUCGGCUCUAGGCAGCGGUGGCGGAAUUGCUGAUUCACUCAUACGCGCUGCGCUACGCUUUCAGACUUGGAAUCUUCUUUACCUUUCGAAAGUUGGGGAAAGGGCAAAAAUUGAGUCUUAAUUUCCCAUCCAAAAGCCGAAUUCCCUCUGCGCGUAGACUUUUGCCGGGUUUGAGGAAAAAAGAGGAUGAACAUGACGAACUUUCUCUCUUUGACUAUCAUCACGUCGCGAGAAUCGAUAUUCGACGUUAUACAGGCUUGUAUGAACAUUCGUACAAGUGUCAGACCAAUCUUUUCAUACGCAAAUCGAAUUCCAUCUAGACCAUCUUUGGCUUUUAGUCGAACUUUAUUCACUUCACAUCGACCUCCCAAAAAUUGGAAAGCAGCAGGAGCUUCAAUCGCCACUUCUACUUUAGCAUUUGCCGCAUUAGCAAACACUCAUCAAAUUCAUUCACAAGCAGCCACUGAAGAUAAAAUGGCACCCGUUGCAGCAUCAACAAACGGUCAAUCGACCAAACCAAGACACAAAGUUGUCAUUAUCGGUUCAGGUCCAGCAGGUCAUACAGCUGCGAUUUACCUUGCCCGAGCAGAAUUGAAACCAGUUUUGUUCGAAGGUAUGUUGGCCAAUGGAAUUGCUGCAGGUGGUCAAUUGACAACAACGACGGAUGUGGAGAAUUUCCCGGGUUUCCCAGAUGGUAUUCGUGGUCCUGAAAUCAUGGACAAAUUCAGAGCGCAAUCUGUCAAACAUGGAACGGAGAUUUUCACGGAAACGAUCUCAAAGGUGGAUCUAUCAUCAAGACCAUUCAAAUUCUGGAGAGAAUUCUCGGAGGACAGCGAACCUGAAUUGGCCGACACAAUCAUCAUGGCAACAGGUGCAAGUGCCAGAAGAAUGAACUUGCCUGGAGAAGAGAAAUAUUGGCAAAGCGGUAUCUCUGCUUGUGCAGUUUGUGAUGGUGCCGUUCCAAUUUUCCGCAACAAGCCAUUGGUUGUGAUCGGAGGAGGGGAUUCAGCCGCAGAAGAAGCAACUUAUUUGACGAAAUACGGAUCUCACGUUUACGUUCUUGUUCGUCGUGAUGAAUUGCGUGCAUCCAAGAUUAUGGCCAAGCGUCUAUUGAACCAUCCAAAGGUUACAAUCCUGUUCAACCACGUUGCUCUAGAAGCAAAGGGUGAUGGAGAAUUAUUGAAACAGCUACGGAUAAAGGAUAUCAAAUCAGGAGAAGAGCGUGAUUUGGAUGCAAACGGAUUGUUCUAUGCUAUUGGACACGUUCCUGCAACGGAUUUGGUAAAGGGACAAGUUGAUUGUGAUUCAGAUGGAUACAUAACCACAGUGCCCGGAACAGCUCAAACGAGCGUGAAGGGAUUAUUUGCUGCUGGUGAUGUACAAGAUAAGAAGUACCGUCAAGCAGUCACUUCUGCCGGAUCAGGAUGUAUUGCCGCUUUGGAAGCUGAGCGUCUUUUGGCAGAAGAGGAAGAGUACGAGAACAUUAACGAAAAGGAUGCUCAAACACAUCCAAACAACGCAGAUCCAUCCAAAGCUGGAUUGUAAGAAAAUUAAACAGCCAUGUAGACAGGUUUUAGAUCACGUAAUUAUAUUUCAAUUGGAGCAUUGA